Ilyonectria robusta is the source of this 1833-nucleotide messenger RNA. RefSeq names its product extracellular elastinolytic metallo proteinase precursor. The coding region runs from base 1 to 1833 and encodes 610 amino acids. Lineage: Eukaryota; Fungi; Ascomycota; Sordariomycetes; Hypocreales; Nectriaceae. Gene Ontology annotation, molecular function: zinc ion binding; metalloendopeptidase activity. The record is from RefSeq and is a predicted model, not a curated record. The transcript is spliced from 5 exons.
AUGACCAAACUAGAGUAUGAAAAUGGCGCCGACUAUGUGGAAACAGCCCAAAAUUUUGUCUCGGCCAUGUAUCCUCAGAUAGAAUUCACGGUGGUCCCGGACAAUUACAUCGGCAGCAACGGCGUCGGUCAUGUUCACUUCAGGGAGGUCGUGCUUGGUAAAGAAAACCAAUUAUCUCACCUGACCGUCAAUAUUGAUCCUCAAGGGGACGUCUUCUCUUUUGGGGGCAAUUUUCGGAAUCGGAAAAGUCAAUUUCGGUCAUACUAUCCUCCCCGUCUUCAAAAGCGCUCUGACGCAGAUCCUCUUGAAGCUCUGAAAGGCGUGGAUAAAGCCCUGGGUCUUGGAAUGGAUCUGAAGAAUGCCAAGGUCGAGGUUCAACUGGAUGCAGCUCAUAAGGAGCUCAACGGUCGGAAAGCUUUCAACACCUACAAGCUCACUGGCAUCAAGGGUGUGGCUUCCAACGCCAAAGCUAAACUCUGCGUAUACCCCGGGGCCAACGGAGAUCUUGUGGAAGCAUGGGAAAUCUACACGAUGCAAUCGGACAGGUGCUAUGUUACCUACAUCGAUGCUGCAACCAACACGCAGAUUCUCGAUGUUUUUGACCAGAUACGGAAUUUUUCUAAGUUCAAGGUUUAUCCAUUCGAUGUCAGCGACCCGACAGAUGGCCCCCGUACUGUUCUUAAAGAUCCCUGGGAUAUCAAGGCAUCUCCAUACACCUGGAUCGAUAUGAGCGACAUCACAACCUUAGGCAAUAAUGCCAUUGCGCAUUCAAAUCCCGAGGGGUUGCAGGAUUGCCUCGAUUGUCACCGCGCUAAAACUCGAAAAUACAACUUCGACUACGAUUACGAUCCUAAGAUGGACAGCCCUGAGAGAUAUCGCGACGCCGCAAUCACCCAAGCUUUCUACACCGUGAACAAAUGUCAUGACGUCUUCUACACGCUCGGAUUUAACGAGGUGGCCGGGAACUUCCAGACUUUUAAUAGCAGGAAGGGGGGCCUCGAAGGUGACCAUGUCAUUGUGAACGUCCAAGUAGGGACGAAGGUCAACAAUGCCAUCAUGGUAACCCCCACCGACGGAACUUCGGCAUAUAUGUGGCUGUAUCUGUAUAAUAACACCACCCCAGUAAGAGACGUCGCUUUCGAGCGGGGUAUUGUGAUACAUGAGUAUACUCAUGGAGUUUCGAACCGUCUCACUGGCGGUCCUCUUGGCCGAUGUCUGGAAGGAUUCGAGUCUAGGGGCCUUGGAGAAGGCUGGAGCGAUUUUAUGGCAUUAGCCCUUGGCCUCAAGCCAAGCGACAAACAGUCAACAGACUGCUUCCAUUCACCUUGGGUAAGGGACAAUCCCAGAGGAGGCCGUAUUUAUCCUUACAGCACAAACACGACGACAAAUCCAAUGCUUUACGACAACAAUAACGGUCAACAAGAUUACUACUUUCUCGGGACCUACUGGGCGAAUGUUCUAUUCGAAAUCAUGUGGGACAUGAUCAGGAAGCAUGGGCGCAAUGACGAUGCGGUUCCAGAAUUCCGACCAGGCACAGCCAUCCCCUCUGAUGGAAGGUACCUAACAAUGAAGCUGGUUAUGGAUGCCAUGGCAUUGCAACCCUGCAAUCCAAACAUGAUACACGCUCGAGAUGCCAUUCUUGACGCCGAUCGUAUUCUCACUGGCGGUAAAAACCUAUGCACACUCUGGAGGGCGUUUGCGAGAAGAGGCCUGGGCUCCGAUGCCAAACAUCUUCCAGGACGUACCUUUGAUGAACAGGGUAAUAAGGAUGAACGGGCUAAUAAGGAUGAACGGGUUAAUAGUGAGGACCUACCAAAGGGUGUGUGUUCUUGA